AUGCCUGCAUCACGGACUCCAACCCCUGAGACCACACAAUCAGCUGCGGUAGACGCUGCCCAGUUGAUAGAGGAAUAUAGUAAGUCGGCUACCGAUGCAUCUGUCAAAGACGAAGGACCAUCCAAAGCUGGAUCCCCUCCAGGUCCUCUGGGCCCGCCCGAGAAUCAGCCUACCCUUAGGGUUGUCUGUCUGAUUGUAUCAGCCUUCGUCGCCAUGUUCUUGGUCGCGCUAGACAGAACAAUUAUCUCGACGGCCAUACCCAAGAUCACUGAUGAAUUCGACUCCUUCGAUGACGUUGGCUGGUACGGAAGUGCCUACUUGUUGACAUGCUGUGCAUUCCAACUAUUGUUCGGGAAGCUCUACAAGAUUUUCUCUGUCAGAAUUGUCUUCCUUGCUAGCAUUCUAGUUUUUGAGGUUGCCUCUGCUAUCUGUGGAGCGGCUCCGAAUUCAAUUACCUUUAUAAUCGGAAGAGCGAUCUGUGGAGUCGGCGCUGCUGGUAUCCUCGCUGGCACUAUAAUGUGCAUCAUUCAUUCCGUGCCUCUCCAGAAACGUCCAAAAAUCCAGGGACUUUUUGGCGCCCUUUUCGGCAUUGCCUCUGUCGUAGGUCCCCUGAUUGGCGGCGCUUUUGUGUCGAACGUGACAUGGAGAUGGUGCUUUUAUGUAAAUCUGCCAAUUGGUGGCGCCGCCAUGGUUUUCAUUGCUUUCUGCCUCAAGAUUCCCAAGCAAGAUACAGCAAACGUCUCCUGGAGGGAGAAGCUGCUACAGCUGGAUUUCUUCGGCACUAUACUUCUGGUGGCUGGUGUGCUUUGUCUCAUAUUGGCACUUCAGUGGGGAGGACAAGCAUAUGCUUGGAGCAGCGGUCGCGUCGUGGCUUGCCUCGUCCUGAUGGCCGUCUUACUUCUUUCUUUUGUCGCCGUUCAGGUCUUCCUUCCAAAGACAGCGACUCUGCCGCUGCGCAUCUUUUCGCAGCGCAGCGUCAUUUCAGGUUUCUGGCAGACACUCUGUGUCGGCUCUGGAAAUUAUAUCUUUGUGUACUUCCUCCCAAUCUGGUUCCAAUCCAUCAAAGGCAGUUCCGCCGUGGAAUCCGGCAUCCGCCUGCUACCGAUGAUGAUAUCGAUGGUUUUCGGCUCAAUCGGUGGUGGAAUCACAAACUCGAAGAUCGGAUACUACACCCCACUAGCGAUUAUCGGAUCCUGCAUCAUGUCCGUCGGAGCUGGUCUUAUCACCACAUUCCAAGUGGAAACCGGCGAGGGAAAUUGGAUAGGGUAUCAGAUCGUCUAUGGGAUUGGCCUGGGCCUGUGUUUCCAAGUCCCCAAUCUUGCUGCGCAGACCGUUCUUCCGAAGCCCGACGUGCCAUCCGGACUAGCACUUAUGCUUUUCGGGCAGAUGAUUGGGGCAGCCAUCUUUGUGUCAGUUGGGGAGAAUAUUCUGGCUAAUCAGCUCGUGAAAAGUCUUUCCGGGCUGCCGGGCUUCAACUCCAAUCUUGUCACCUCUGGGGGUGUCACGGAGCUGCUGGAUAAAAUGCCGGUGGAUCUGUACGACACGGUCCUUCGUUCUUACAAUAAUUCCCUGCGGAAGGUGUUUCAGGUCGGUAUGAUUAUUUCCUGUCUGACAGUACUAGGUGCGGCUACACUCGAGUGGAAGAGUAUCAAGAAGGCACAGCCAAAGUCCGAUUCCGAGAAUAAGCAACAGGGUGGAGGAAGGAGUACAUAA
Molecule: messenger RNA, 1713 nt
Organism: Penicillium hordei
Lineage: Eukaryota; Fungi; Ascomycota; Eurotiomycetes; Eurotiales; Aspergillaceae
Product: MDR family MFS transporter
Exons: 5
Coding region: 1-1713 (570 amino acids)
Biological process (GO): transmembrane transport
Molecular function (GO): transmembrane transporter activity
Source: RefSeq, a predicted model, not a curated record